UAGAUCCUGUGGAGCACUGGUCCGAAACGAAGAAGCAGUGGUGUUGCUCACAGAAGCAACUUGGCUGUGCGGCAGUGGAUUCCAAAGAAGAAUCUGAGCCCUUCGACUGCAAAGUGGACUCUGCGGAACAAUGGUCCAAAGCGCAUCAGCUCUGGUGUUGCUCGAACAAGCAACUGGGCUGCGCGAAGCCGGACGUAACUCUUGAGGACGGUCCCGAUGAAUCUGAGCCCUUUGAUUGCCGAGCAGUUCCUGUGGAGCACUGGUCGGAAGCAGAGAAGGAGUGGUGUUGCUCACAGAAGCAACUGGGCUGUGCGGCAGUGGAUUCCAAAGAAAUUUCUGAGCCCUUCGACUGCAAAGUGGACCCUGUGGAACACUGGUCUGAUGCGAAGAAACAGUGGUGCUGCUCGAACAAACAGCUGGGCUGCACAGCAGAGGGCGUCCUUCACGGGGACAGUCCUGUUGAAUCUGAGCCCUUCGAUUGUACAGCGGAUCCUGUGGAGCACUGGUCCGAAGCGAAGCAGCAGUGGUGCUGCGCGAACAAAGAGUCAGGCUGUUUGGAGGUCGAUCCUGUCAAAAGUUCCGAGCCUUUCGAUUGCCACUCGGAGGAAGUUUGGUCUCCUACGAAGCGAGAGUGGUGCUGCGAGGAGAAGCGAAUAGGCUGUCCGACUUUCAGCCCCAUGGAGUGGGACUGUCAGUCCGGUCUUCCUACUUGGAAGCAGAACUGGACGGCAAUGCAUGCGCUGUAUUGCUGCGUUUUCAAAGGGGUCGCGUGUGCCGACGAGAAAGACGAGACGCCACUCCAGAAAAUGAAGGAGGCUGUCCAAGAGGCCCAGCACAGGGAGCAAGAGGAGGAGGAAGAAGAGGAGGAGGCGGAGGCGGAGGACGAGCUCGAACAGGAACCAGCCGAGCCGGAGGAGGAGUUCGACUGUUCCGAGGGUCUAGCAAACUGGCAGCGGGGAUUCUCCGAGGCGAAGAAGGAAUUCUGCUGCCAGCGUGCCUUGGACUCCUCGCUUGGGGCCAAACCUUUCCUAGGUAGGAUUAGGGAGACCCCUUAA
Symbiodinium necroappetens is the source of this 1055-nucleotide messenger RNA. The record is from the annotation of a GenBank genome assembly. NCBI's taxonomy places the organism in Eukaryota, Dinophyceae, Suessiales, Symbiodiniaceae.